Molecule: messenger RNA, 1848 nt
Organism: Linum tenue
Lineage: Eukaryota; Viridiplantae; Streptophyta; Magnoliopsida; Malpighiales; Linaceae
Source: the annotation of a GenBank genome assembly
CCCUGGACCACAAUGAUAUGAAUCAUCUACUGUCACUCUGUCAGAGAGUUUGUGACUAACAGUAGUAGAAGAUCCUAUUUUAAGAGAACGGAAGAGAUGCUCUGCUUGGCCUUUUUGGGUCUGGUUCGUCGUCGGCAUUCUGCACUUUCCCCCUUUUCCUCACUUUCGUUGGUUACUCCUUCCUUCAUUCCUUAGCUCAGCUCCCUCCCCACUUCCUCUUCUUACUUUGCCGGCGGCCAAAGAUGGUUUCUUUGGCCCGGGCUCUGGCGGUUUCCUACCCCGCCGGAUUCCCCUGCACCAGCUCUCACGCGCCUCCUCGCCGGUGGAGCUCCGGCCGGUUAAUUACUCGGCCGGAUCACAAUUCGAGGUUCAGAUGGCGAUCCAAGGCGGCGGAAUCCGAUACCACUCCUCCUCCUCCUCCUCCUAAUUCUCUGCCUUCGACUUUCGCCGCUUCCGUUGACGCCGCCGACUCUGCUGCUGCUGGAUUUUGCAUCAUAGAAGGGCCGGAGACGGUGCAGGACUUCGACAAGAUGGAAUUGCAGGAGAUUCAGGACAACAUUCGGAGCCGGAGGAACAAGAUCUUCCUGCACAUGGAGGAGGUCCGGCGGCUGAGGAUACAGCAGCGGAUCAAGCGCGCCGAAGUUGGGAAACCGGAGGCCGACCUCCCUGAUUUCCCUUCUUUCAUCCCCUUCUUGCCUCCUCUGGUAAAAAUCAAAGAUUCUCGCUCUUCUCCUACUGCAGCAAACCUUAAGGUGUAUUAUGGCACUUGCUUUACUCUCAUCUCCGGGAUCAUAAUCUUCGGCGGCCUCUUAGCCCCAGCUCUGGAGCUGAAGCUGGGAUUAGGAGGCACCACAUAUGCUGAUUUUAUUACCAGUAUGCAUCUGCCAAUGCAGUUGAGUCAGGUGGAUCCGAUCGUGGCAUCGUUCUCCGGUGGAGCGGUUGGAGUGAUCUCGGCAUUGAUGGUGGUGGAAGUGAACAAUGUGAAGCAGCAGGAGCACAAGAGAUGCAAAUACUGUAUUGGUACUGGGUAUCUUGCUUGUGCUCGAUGUGCAAACACCGGAACCCUCGUCCUAAUCGAACCAGUUUCGACGACAGUCGAAGGGGAAAGACCGCUGUCGGUACCCAAAACGGAAAGGUGCCCGAAUUGCUCCGGGUCGGGGAAAGUGAUGUGCCCUACGUGCCUAUGCACUGGUAUGGCUAUGGCGAGCGAGCACGACCCGCGAAUCGACCCGUUUGAUUGAAGAAUGUGAGGUUUGUAUGGCAAGAAUGUGGUGUUGUAUUCAUCUAUCUGUUGGCUGUUGCUAUGUGCGCCCAUCUCGACGAAUAGCCGAGCUGAAACAGGUAAUGUUGUUGUAAAGAUGACUAAUUAAUAAAGUGGUCUCUCUUUUCCUCUUUGUGUCUCAAAUGGGUUUUCAGCUGGAAAAAGUGGAUAGGAAUGUUGGCUGUUGGUGUUGGGUCAAGUUCUGGAACUGUGCGGGAGAUCUAUGGUCCAGUGUAAAGUUAGUUGGGCCACAGAACAUUCCAUUUCGAGGAUUUUUUUUUUCUCUCCAGAAACAAACAUUUAACAAUAAUCCGAAAUAGCACUACUACACAACAAUUUCUCAAUAUAGUUGGGGUUUUUUUUGGGUGAGAUAGUUGGAUUUUUGCUUAGUUGGUGGGGAAGGUAAAUGUCUCCAUUUAAACGGGGUGAUAAAGAGUAUGUCUCAUGAGAUAUAUCGCUCUCCGAACGGGCAAUAUUCUGCUGACGUGAUUAUGUUAAUUUCGUUGCAGAUUAUGAAUGAAAUUUAGAUUACAGAUUAGAUUUUAUGUUAACUUAGGUGUGUAACUUAGAACUUUUCAUGAAUUGGG